AUGGAACGUUAUUUUUCUGUCACCAAGUCCCGAACGACUGCCUCUGCAAACCCCAAUAAGACUACCGGCUCCAGUUUAGCAACUCGUUCGACCAAGCAUUUUAAUACAAGACUCAAACCUUAUGUCACGAAGAAAGAAGAGCGUAAUCCCAAGUCGCUCCUAACCCACUUGCCUGACGAUGUCACUCCUUCAUCGACUGUGAUCACUAAGCUAUUAUUGAAGACUCUAAAUGAUGAACUAAAUCCAAUAACGCACUCCGACAUUGGCCUUCGUUCCGAUCAUGUUGUUUCGAUGGCGGGAGGACACCAGCACGCAGAAGAACGACGACAUCGCGGAUACCAUGAAGAACGUAAUCGAAAAUUGGCCGAACAGGCGGAAAUUGCCACAAAAUCGACUUCGGAUACCGAGCGCAAAGUGCUACGCGGUGUGAGGGUUUUUAUCAACGGGUAUCUUGCAGGAACGACAGACAUUGAGAUGAAGAGAAUCGUCACGGAAGCGGGAGGCUCAACAUUAGCGGCUGCCUCGGGGGCGACGCAUAUCUUAACUUCCCAACCUUUGAGCGGUUCCAAGACACAUAAGCUAUUGACGAAAAAGUUCAAGUCAAUAGUUCACGUGGUCAAACCCGAAUGGGUGUUCGACAGUAUUAAAGCGGGUAGGAGGCGCCCUGAACGAGAGUACGGUGUCAUCAAGGACAGCACCACGCAGAAAUUGUCUGAGAUGUGGAAGGAAUAA
Marasmius oreades (fairy-ring Marasmius) is the source of this 732-nucleotide messenger RNA. RefSeq lists its product as uncharacterized. The record is from RefSeq and is a predicted model, not a curated record. Gene Ontology annotation, biological process: error-prone translesion synthesis; error-free translesion synthesis. The transcript is spliced from 4 exons. Gene Ontology annotation, cellular component: nucleus. Bases 1 to 732 code for a protein of 243 amino acids. NCBI's taxonomy places the organism in Eukaryota, Fungi, Basidiomycota, Agaricomycetes, Agaricales, Marasmiaceae. Gene Ontology annotation, molecular function: DNA-directed DNA polymerase activity; deoxycytidyl transferase activity.